Molecule: messenger RNA, 1376 nt
Organism: Serpula lacrymans var. lacrymans S7.9
Lineage: Eukaryota; Fungi; Basidiomycota; Agaricomycetes; Boletales; Serpulaceae
Exons: 1
Coding region: 252-614 (120 amino acids)
Source: RefSeq, a predicted model, not a curated record
CAUCGAGUGGCUCACUCGGACCCUCAGCCUGACUCUCGUCCGUCUUCGCAUUCGAUUUCAGAUGGAACAACUUCCGAGGAAGUCUGCUAACUUGUCCGUUUUUCGUUCCAUUUCGCGGCGCAACCGGUGACGAUGCAGAAGGCGUGUUCUUGAACAAUGGAUUUGGGGAACGAAGCAGUGAUAUCACCGACUGCGAGCCAUGAGUGGGUUGCGACCGAUCCUGGAAAAAUCGAGACGGCGAUAGCGACUUCAUGGGCGACCUACGUCUAGGUGCAGGCGAUGGUAACUCGGUCGGACUUUCCAACGUCCCCAAUGCCCGUAUUCUCUGGUCCAUCACUAUUUGCAGGGACAACCGAGAGCCUACUUUCGGAGUAUUCUUCCAACGUUCAGAGAGUUGGAGUGUCCCAAUACGUGGUGACUCGGAUGCGUGGGCGUCAAUGGCGACUCUACGACUCCUAUUCGUCGUUUCUGCCGCUCAAACUCCCUCACUGCCCUUUCUUCAAUACCUAGACCUUGUUGACGGUCUCCCUCCCACCCGCCCGAUGGGUCUAUAUCAAGCAAUUCCAGGCUGCCUAUUUCAGAGUCGGUUUCUGGUUCGGUCUCGGAUUGACUAACUGCACCAUGUGGAGGAGGCGAGAGUAAAGGACGUGCAGCGUUGCUUGCAAUUUGACCACUUAGCGAUGGAUCUGACCCUGAGCUUGCAGGCCACUGCGAUGUUUGAAGAGGUACAACUAUCCCCAAAUUUGACGAGUUCUGGCUUAUGCUAGGCGUGUUAGAACAUGCAGAAGCAGCUUCAUACGAUGGUGGUGGAUAAUCUAAACAAGAUCCAUGAACUAUAUCAGCGAAACCGAUCGCAUAGGGGCCUAAUUACACGGAUUCGCGUCGAUAUGAUAACAAGAUUGUCGCCUACCUGUAUUCUCCCUCCCAGGACGUCCCCUUCUCUGCCCUCUCGUGGGUGUCUGCGCACGAAUAUUCUUGGGAUAGCCCAGGUUAAAGUGUAUUUCUUCUUCCACUCGCUCUUCCCUCGUUCUACUCUUCUCCGGUCUUCGCCUGCGCACUUGCCUGCCGAGUUCGGGAGAAACUGAUCUCUCUGGCGUCUGGCGUCCGCUGUGGUUGCUUUCGCGGCUAUGCAUUGUUUGCGCUGCAAUUGCAGUUCGUUUUCCAGAGGCCAUCGCGGUAUAUGUGAGAGAGCAGUGGAGGGAGAUGGCAGACAAGGGUAAAGACGGAGUCUCAAUGCAAAGUCCACGCUUUUGCCUGCACUUUUCGUUUUUAGGGGUAUUUGACUUUGUUUGUAAUGUUAUUAAAACGGUAAUCAACAUUCUGCGACUCCCGCUUUUGAUGGAAGGGGGGCUGCAUCGUGUCGCGCUAACCAACUA